GAUAAUAGAGAAAGAAGGAAGAAAAAGCAUUGGACUUUGUUCAUAUAUAUAUAUAUAUAAUAUAUUAAAGAUACAAAUGUAGAUAUGUACAAUUGCUUAGUACCCAAUAGAUAUCAUCAUAUCUUUGGAAUGUCAGGCAAGGUUAUAGCCUAUGUAGGCCUGCAACUUUCUGGUUUAAGAGAAGGACUUUUGAAUCUGGGUUCUUUAUUGCUAUUAAGGCCUAUAAGUGUCUUCUCUUUUUAGACCCCCUGUGUUUGUUUUUGAAAGGUCUGAGAGAGAGAGAGAUAGCUUGAUGGGUUUCUUCCUGUUCCUCGGUACUCUGAAAGGAAUUCAUGGCUGUGACAGCUAUGCUCUGUUCCAGUGCCUUUUGCUUUCCUUGGGCUUUGAAUCUCUCCCUUCUUACUGGGAGUUAUUUCAUCAAGCUUUUGAGAGUUGUUGUUGCUUUUGCUUUUCUCUCAUCAAAGUUGAUGGUAGAGCAGUUGAUGACGACGGAAGAAUUGAGAAGGUGAGAGAAUCAGUUUCGGUAAAUGGCAUCAACUUCUAGUGCCACCAAAACCCCAUUGCCGGUUAAAGAACCAUCUUCAAGCUUUCUUCCAUACCCACCACCCCUUGCAAAACAUGAAGAUGUUGUAGCCAAUCCUAAGCUGUUCAUCUCAACUUUGGAGAAGCUUCAUGCUUCAAUGGGGACCAAGUUCAUGAUACCUAUCAUAGGGGGAAAAGAGCUGGAUCUGCAUCGACUUUUUGUGGAGGUAACUUCUCGUGGAGGUAUUGAGAAGAUUAUUAGAGAUAGAAGAUGGAAAGAAGUGACAGCAGUUUUCAACUUCCCCUCUACAGCUACAAAUGCUUCAUUUGUUCUGCGGAAGUACUAUUUUUCAUUGCUUCGCCACUAUGAACAAAUUUAUUAUUUUAAAGCUCGGGGAUGGAACCCUGCCUGUUCAGAAAUUUUGCAUAGCCCAUCCACAACACCCGGUCUUGGUAAACGGUCAGAAUCAUUCAAGGCAUCACCUGAAAGCCAAGCAACCGGACAUCAGCAAACAAGAACAACUGCUGUAGAAUUCCCUGCAGGUUCAUCCCCAGUAAUCGGUGUCAUUGAUGGAAAGUUUGAAAGUGGGUACCUUGUUACCGUUACCAUUGGCUCAGAGAAACUAAAAGGUGUACUUUACCAGGCUUCACAGAAUGCAUUAUUGCAAAUGUCACAGGGCCUACAUCAGUAUGGUGUAUCCUCUAACAGAAAUGACAAUGCCCCUGCUGCACCUGGUGUUCAUCGUCGCCGCCGGAGGAAGAAGUCAGAGAUAAAAAGGAGAGAUCCUGCUCAUCCAAAGCCUAACAGAAGUGGGUAUAAUUUUUUUUUUGCCGAGCAGCAUGCAAGAUUGAAGCCACUUCACCCGAGGAAAGAUAGAGAGAUAAGUAGGAUGAUUGGUGAGCUAUGGAACAAGCUAAAAGAAUCUGACAAAAAGGUUUACCAGGAUAAAGCUAUUCAAGAUAAGGAAAGAUAUAGAGUAGAAAUGGAGGAUUAUCGAGAAAGAUUGAGAACAGGACAAGUCAUCAGUGAUGCAGUGCCACUGCAACAGCGGUUUCCAGAACCAGAUGUUGGUACUGGUGAUGCAGAUGCAAAGAUCGAUGAAGCUGAGGCUGAGUGUGCUGAUUCUCAAAUUUUUGAUAAUGAGAGUGGUUCUAGCAGAAGCGAAUUCGAAGAUGAUAAAACAGCAGAUAAGGAUUCAGAUGCAGAGGUAUCUCUAGAAGCAGGAGUGGGUGGUCAAUCUAGCCUUGCGGGUAUGGAAAUGUCAACUGAGGAUGGUUUCGAACUAAAGAAGCCGGAAGAGAAUGUUGGAGAUGCAAUUGUUGAGAGAGUUGAUGGUAAAGAGGAAAGUUCUGGCCAUAAAUUAACAGAGACAAACAAAGAAUAAAGUAGAUUAAAAAGGAAGUGUUCUGAAGUGAAGUAGGUUUUAAUUUUCAUUUUUAGUUUUGUAGCUUUUGCUUACUUAAUCAAAGGUUUUUAUUUAUUUA
This is a messenger RNA of Ziziphus jujuba (common jujube), 2007 nucleotides long. RefSeq names its product high mobility group B protein 15. The transcript is spliced from 7 exons. Gene Ontology annotation, molecular function: DNA binding. NCBI's taxonomy places the organism in Eukaryota, Viridiplantae, Streptophyta, Magnoliopsida, Rosales, Rhamnaceae. The record is from RefSeq and is a predicted model, not a curated record. The coding region runs from base 528 to 1907 and encodes 459 amino acids.